This is a messenger RNA of Striga asiatica, 1198 nucleotides long. The record is from the annotation of a GenBank genome assembly. NCBI's taxonomy places the organism in Eukaryota, Viridiplantae, Streptophyta, Magnoliopsida, Lamiales, Orobanchaceae.
AGCAACUUUAAUUAGAACUCACACUAUAAUUUGUUUGUGCUUAGAAAGUCGCGUUUUCGUAAAUGGCGAUUCCAGUUAUUGAUUUCUCAAAGGUUGAGGGAGAUGAGAGGGCCAAGACUAUGGCUCAGAUUGCAAAUUGCUGUGAAGAGUGGGGGUUCUUUCAGCUGAUCAACCAUGGAAUUUCUGAGGAGCUAUUGGAAAGGAUGAAGAAAGUGGCAUCUGAAUGCUACAAGCUUGAAAGAGAGCCAUUUUUCAAGAACUCAAAACCUGCGAAAUUGCUCGACGAGUUAUUAGAGAAAAAAAGCGACGAAAGAGUUGAAAAUGUCGAUUGGGAAGACGUGUUCUUGCUCUCAGAUGAGAAUGACAAUGAGUGGCCAUCAAAAACUCAUGGCUUCAAGGAAACCAUGAAGGAAUACCGGGCCGAGCUAAAGAAACUCGCGAUCCGAGUAAUGGAAAUAAUGGACGAGAAUUUGGGCCUCCCGAAAGGUUACAUCAACCGGGCCUUCAACGGUGGUGGGCCCGAAAACGAAAAUCGGGCCUUCUUCGGGACCAAGGUGAGCCACUACCCUCCAUGUCGGGCCCCCGAAAAAGUUAACGGGCUUCGGGCCCACACGGAUGCUGGCGGCGUGAUCCUACUCUUUCAAGAUGACGAGGUAAGUGGGCUCGAGAUCUUGAAAGACGGGUCGUGGGUCGAAGUCCAGCCCGUUAAAAACGCGAUUGUUAUAAACACGGGUGAUCAAGUUGAGGUGUUGAGUAAUGGGAGGUAUAAGAGCGCUUGGCACCGGGUUUUGGCUAAACGGGACGGGACAAGAAGGUCGAUUGCGUCUUUUUACAACCCGUCGUUUAAGGCCAUAAUCGAGCCGGCUAAGGAGAUUAUUAAGGAUAAGGAGGAUGAUUGUUUGAUUAGGUAUCCUAAGUUUGUUUUUGGUGAUUAUAUGUCUGUUUAUGUUGAGCAAAAGUUUCUUCCAAAAGAGCCCAGGUUUGAAGCAGUAGUGAAAGGAAUGUAAGUAUAAGCAAGGGAGAAAAAUAGAAGAUUGUGAUUUUUUUUUUUUUUUGUACUUUUUUUUGUNUGAAUUUGUGCAAAAAAUGUUAUAUUUGGCACAUGUGAUAUUUCUUCUAUAUUAUGUAAGUGAAGGAUGAAGGAAUAACUGAUUAAUCAUUUGGUGUCAAUUUUUCGAUUUUACUUUUGCAAGUUUCA